Rangifer tarandus platyrhynchus (Svalbard reindeer) is the source of this 708-nucleotide messenger RNA. The record is from the annotation of a GenBank genome assembly. NCBI's taxonomy places the organism in Eukaryota, Metazoa, Chordata, Mammalia, Artiodactyla, Cervidae.
AUGGGCAUCCCCAACAAUGUCCCCGCCUCGGUGCUCUCGGCCCUGCCCCCUUCCAGCCUCCCUCUGAGAAAUCCGUGUGACUCACGUAUGGUCCCGUCAUCCCCGGCUGAGCUUGGAGGAGGGAGGAGCCCAGCUGGGGCAGGAGGGGGUGUCCCCCCCACCCCCCACAAACACACCGCGGCGCCUCCCCCCGGCUCCACACUGGCUGCCUGCCUUGCCCUGCCUCAGGAGAGGGAGUCUCCACGCGCACCAGCUCCCGCGGCCACUGCGGGACCACGGCUGGCAGGCUCAGCCUCAGAGGUGGAUCUUGAAAGCUUGUUCCGCUGCCUGGCCCCACGCGGGACCUUCUCCUGCUCAUCACCAGGUACCAGAUCAAGGGCUCGACGGCAGGAGGGAGGCGGGACGGGGGUGUGUGCGGCUGAGAGUGGGGUGGCAGUGGAGCGGGGCUCUGAAGUCUCUAGCCCACACAUGAGCAGGGCUGUGCCCCGGGCUGGAGAGUUGCGGGUGGAUGGACAGCCAGACUCUGUGGAAGGGGGUGGAGCCGGAGAGGGUGGAACCUCUCAGAGCCAUUUGUUAGCUGGGGAAACUGAGGCUGGGAGUGGUAGGGUCCCUGAGUCCGGCAAGCCUGGGGCUGCUCCGUGGACGGGAAGGGAGAAGCUGACCCACCGUCCCAGCAGGCUGCAGCUUGCAAACAAGGCGAGCCCUUAG